UGCACCGCUCCUACUUCUCUCUUUCCGGCUACCGUCAUCUCUGGAUUCUCCUCUGCCUGUACUCUAUGACAUGCUUGUUCGUCGUCGCUCCCUGCUUGGUUUCGCGCUCGUGGUCGCUUUCGUGCUAGUCACAAUCUAUACAGUCUCAUCCAGCCUCCGCAUCCGCAACUUCAUCUCCUAUUCCACGCGCCCGCUCUGGGACAAGCCCCUCGGUCCGCACACAACUCUCCCCCACUACUACGCCGAAGGCGUCGCCUUCGAUGCACACCUCUGUGCGCUGCACGGCUGGGGCCCGCGCGCCGACCCGCCUGAGGUCUGGGACGCCGUCCUGUUCAGCUCCGAGCUCGACCUGCUCGAGAUCCGCAUGCACGAGCUCGCGCCCGUCGUCUCCAAGUUCUUCAUCGUCGAGGCCGACCGCACCUUCACCGGGCGCCCCAAGCCCCUGACCUUCCAGGCGAACGCCGCGCGCUUCGCGGCCUUCCAGGACAAGAUCGUGCACUCGGUGUUUCAGGGGCGCGAGCUCGAGCCGGGGGAGAGCCCGUUCGUGAAUGAGGGCGCGCAGCGCGGGCACAUGAACGAUCUCUUGCGCCAGCAUAUGCGACAGGGUGCGCCGCCUCCGCUCGUGCUCUUCUCGGACGUGGACGAGAUCCCUGCGGCGCACACUAUGCGGCUGCUGCAGGCGUGCGAGGCGCCGAACCCGAUUCACUUGCAGAUGCGCGAGUAUUUGUAUUCGUUUGAGUGGCCUGCGGGCGAGGGCAGUUGGCGCGCGCAGGUGCACCGGCUGGGCACCGACGGGAGCGGGUACAAUCACGGGCAGGUCGCGGAGUGGAAGCUGGCGGACUCGGGGUGGCAUUGCAGCUUCUGCUUCAGGCAUCUGCAAGAGUUUGCGGACAAGAUGAGCGGGUAUUCGCAUGCGGACCGUGUCACUGACCCAGCACUCCUCAAGCCUGAGCGGAUACAGCAGGUCAUCUGUGAAGGCAAGGACAUCUUCGGGAUGCUCCCAGAAGCCUACCGGUGGAAGGAUCUUAUCUCGCUCAUGGAUCCAGAUGCAACGCCCUCGGCGGUGCACAUCCCGAAGCACCUCAUCGAAAACAGCGAGCGCUUCAGAUUCCUCCUGCCUGGCGGUUGCAAGCGCGAGUCGUGAGGACGUCCCUGCGUACCCCAACUCGCACCUCCCGUCCCGGCCGGACUCUCACCACAAAGCAAGCCUCCAGCACCUGCACCCGCUACCCGUCUCAGCCUCGUGCGACCUAGGAAUGGCGGACAGACGGCGGAUACCAGUUACUACGCUUCGCGGAGCCGCGCUUGCAAUUGCUCGGGCUCAGUCCGAGGCAGCGUCACUGCCAGCACGUUCGACCGCACAUCUUGUAUCAACACCCAGCCCGUGUACAUCUACAGCACUUACUCACCAGUACCCUACCAUGCUUUAUUUAUUCGCAUCACGCCCGGAUCCCUCCAA
Trametes versicolor FP-101664 SS1 is the source of this 1459-nucleotide messenger RNA. Its product is annotated as glycosyltransferase family 17 protein. The record is from RefSeq and is a predicted model, not a curated record. Gene Ontology annotation, cellular component: membrane. Gene Ontology annotation, molecular function: beta-1,4-mannosylglycoprotein 4-beta-N-acetylglucosaminyltransferase activity. The coding region runs from base 71 to 1144 and encodes 357 amino acids. The transcript has 5 exons. Lineage: Eukaryota; Fungi; Basidiomycota; Agaricomycetes; Polyporales; Polyporaceae. Gene Ontology annotation, biological process: N-acetylglucosamine metabolic process; protein N-linked glycosylation.